CACGCGCGAUGGGGGCUCGGGCGGUGGUCGUCCACGUCGCGCUCACCCUCCUCUCGUUGGCGCGCGGGGCGAAGGGUCAGGCUGAUCUGAGCGACUUCAACCCCCCCGACCUGGGCCGGCGCGUCGCGGGCCUGCAGCUGGCGCUGUGGAAGUACUACAGCAGGCUCUACUCCAUCCCGAACUUGGAUAGUAAGCCCCCGGACCUGGUGACGUGGAUGACGCAGGUGAACAAGCCCGGGACGUUCGGCAUCUGGCCCGAGGUGCAACUCAUGGGCAGUGACGUCGUGCCCGCCUUCCCUUUCUACGACGGGCGGACCUACCAGGACCGGUGGGCGGCGAGAAUAACCGGCAACCUGUUCAUUGAAAAGACGAACACGUACACGCUCGAGCUGGAGAACAGGGAGGGUGCGAAGCUGUGGGUGGACGGAAGCCUGGCGGUGGACAACGACUUCAGCGUGCACGAGACUGGGGAGACGGACAUGAGGUCCAAGCACGCGCACGUCCACCUUAGCGCGGGGUACCACCACGUCCGCAUCGAGUUCUUCGUGGACCAGACGUGGACCGGCCUCCGAUUCUGGUACGGCGCACCGGGUGUGCCGAGGAUGAUCAUACCCGCGUCCGCGUUCUCCCUGCCGGACGCGUCGUGCUGUCUAUGCCAGUGCAAAAGGGGGCAGUGCAGAAUAGCGGACUACGGCACCAAGAUCGUGGACUGCCUCUGGCCGACAGACGCGGGGCCCAUUGACUUUUUGCGACCGCUCGCAAUGGAAUCAACUCCAGAUCCUAACGACGCGGGCACGUGCAAAGAACCGUGCGAGGAUCCGGGCUCGGCGUCAGCGGCGGACACGAGGCAGGCAUCCCCGCACUUCUACUACGGACAGUGAGGCGCCGGAUGUGUUAGACUUGAGGUGAGUAGGUAGGUAGAACUUAGCUAGAGUAGAAUUCAACACGAGAAGUGUCAGUCCGAGU
Micromonas commoda is the source of this 966-nucleotide messenger RNA. RefSeq lists its product with no specific name. The record is from RefSeq and is a predicted model, not a curated record. The transcript has a single exon. Bases 9 to 881 code for a protein of 290 amino acids. Lineage: Eukaryota; Viridiplantae; Chlorophyta; Mamiellophyceae; Mamiellales; Mamiellaceae.